CACCGUGCAGUCGCGCCUACUGACUUCUCCUGGAGGUGCACGGGCAUAACUUACUCUGAUCUACUUUCUUCACUGGAGGAUGUUCGAGCAUGAUAAAGAUACUGCAGGUGCUGAUGUGGGCUCUCAGUGGACUCAUCCAAACUCGUUUUAUAUCUAUAGAAAGCUAGAAACACCAUUGAGCUUUCGGCUUCUGAAAGUCGAACGUCCUUCCCACCGGCAACAAGACGGCAGGGGGGUCUUUUCCCUCGGCAGCCAAAGAAUAUCGCCGAGCCACACAUGUUCGGCGCGUGGAACAUUGGAUGUUGAAGGAUCUCCCGAGCUUGGAGAUGUCCCGUGCUACUACUCGUUGAUCGAGUCAACUCUGGAUCAAGCGCCCCAUUACGAGGCUCUUUCCUACGUGUGGGGUACAAGUGAUCGAAACGAGACAAUCACCCUCAAUGACGGGAAGCUUCUGUACAUCACAAAACCAUUGAAGGAAGCUCUUGCUUUCGUGGAGAGACAGUGUUCAACUGGAUAUCUGUGGAUCGAUCAAAUUUGCAUUGAUCAAGAUGACAUGAGCGAACGUGGUCACCAAGUCAAACUCAUGGGUCAGAUAUACACUUCGUGCCAUCGGGUUCUGGUGUGGCUUGGUCGAGUGAGCAAGCCCGACGCUGAGCUCCCUCCCACAGAGGAUCUUGGGGGCAGCCAAUUACCAAAGGACCUAUUGAUUCCGAAAGUUUCGUCCAUGGGGCACAUGUUACGUGGUCUCCGCAAAGCGCAUGGACCUCGUCGUUCCUCUACGGAAAGCUUCUGGUUGGAGUUGUUGCAGUCGACGUGGUAUCAGAGAGCAUGGGUUUUCCAGGAAGUCGUGCUACCCCCGUCCGCAAUGUUCAUUCUAGCCACGACAUCGACGCUCCCAGAUCAAGCGCGCAUGAUCUCCCUCGCAGAUCUUCACGCAAAGGUAGAAGGCAUAAAUGAGCCCAACACAGCAGUCGAUAACAUUUGCAUUAUGUACGCUCGAUACAUCGAACAGCGCAGACAUACCAGCCAUAAUUACUCCCCCAUCGAGCAGACGCUUUCGCACUUAGCACCUCGCGCGAAAACCUCGGAGCAGCUUGAUCGCCUGUACGCGUUCUUCGGGCUUAAUCACGAUUCUUUCAUCAAUUUGACACCUUCGUAUGAUUCUACCCUAGAGGUCGCCAUGAUCGAUACAGCUACCGCAAUAAUAGAAGGAACCGGCAGCUUAGAUCUCUUCGAAGUGAUCCCUAGGGCCGUGGAGAACACGAAACAUAAAACGCAAAUCCCGACUUGGACGCCAGAUUUCAGAGAAGAUAACCUCGUCGCGCCAUUUGUACGAUCAAAAAUCAACUUUCGACAAGAUCUUAGUGCACGCUCAGAGUUGUAUCCUGUGUUUCUCCCUACGCAUACCACAUACUACCGUACCACCUGGCGUGGUUCGAUCUACUGUGCGGGCGAGGAGAAGCGGACGAUACUGGCUCAUGGGUUUGUGCUAGACCACAUUGAAACCGAGAUAGGCACGUUGUCUUCCCUAACGGCUACCGAGAUCCAUCUCAACGCGUUGUUGGACCGUUGCAUCAAGGCAUGGAACAGGAUAAAGAGGCAUGCUGAGCACAAAGCCUCUUCAGCGUCAAGACAGAAACGUGAAAGCACCGGACUUGCCGAAUCCACCGUUGACCUUGGCUUCGCUCCAGAACCUACCAUGACAAGGCUGCGCCGGGCUCUUGUUGCGGAUCACUGUUGCGCAGCGAGCUACGAUCGUUUACCGUCUGGCCCACCCGACGUUGCAGACAGUAAAUUAGCGCCAGAGCAAGCUAUGGUAGAAGUCAUGCGUGGCCGCACGCUGUGGAUAACGCGAUCUGGUCGGUUCGCGCUGGGGAGCUAUCUAUGCUGGGGAGAUCAUAUUUGCCUUGCUUAUGGGUGCUCAAAUCCCAUAGCGCUCCGAUUCGAGACUACGACACAUGUUUUGGGAACCUGUUAUCUGGAAGAUUGGAUGGAUCCGUGGACCAAUGGAAGUAUUGAAAGGCUUGAAGAGAAGUCUGCUCCCAUUAGGUUUCAUAUAGUAUGACUGGCAGUCAGGUGUGCAGUAGGGCAUAUGUUCAGCGCCCAGUUUGGCCAGAUAUAUGACGUG
Messenger RNA from Paraphaeosphaeria sporulosa, 2128 nucleotides. RefSeq names its product HET-domain-containing protein. Bases 80 to 2065 code for a protein of 661 amino acids. The record is from RefSeq and is a predicted model, not a curated record. The transcript has 2 exons. Lineage: Eukaryota; Fungi; Ascomycota; Dothideomycetes; Pleosporales; Didymosphaeriaceae.